CUGAGCUGAAUAUAGGGUUUGAAAUAGUUGCCUAUUAUAAAAAUAACAUGUAAUUGAUAUAGCUGAGUGAUUUGCUUUAGUUGUUGGGUAUCGAUAUUAGAAGAAAGCAGUAAAGUCCCCUCGUCACGAUGCGGCGCCAUCUUGCGUGCGGUGGCCGCAACUGUCGGCCGCGAAAGGACACGGACACGGACACGGACACGGUUACGGAUGUGGAUGUGGGCACGGACGCGAGCGUGAGCGCGGCACCGCGACCAAUAGAUUUGGCCAAGUCCGAGCGAACUGAAGACAACGAGAGUUGCAGCCCGCCAAAGGCAACAAACCCAGGACCACAUGCAACAAUCGCAGCUACUGCGACGUCGACUGCGGCUGAGACGCCGGCCGCGGCUGCGACUGCGGCAGAGGCGGCGACUGGUGGAAAAAGGAAAACAGACAGAGCGGAAGCGAGCUCCGGCGACUUAUGGCCAUGUUUGUUGUACGGUUUUUCCCCAGCUCAGCUGAAGCCCGUUGUUUGUUUGUUACCGCUUGCUGUGCAAUUUUUCUGAAUGGUUUUCUACUUUUUCCCGGCUGCAAUUUAUUCCGCCCAAGUUAAGUUUCAUCUGUUUGAUCUGAGCAGAUCAAUGGGGAAAUUAAAAGAUCGAAAAGUGAGAGAUCGAAUCUUAUUAAGAACUAUUUUAGUUCUAGGAACUCGAAAGGAAAGGAAUAAGAACCAUUACGUA
Drosophila santomea is the source of this 716-nucleotide messenger RNA. RefSeq lists its product as uncharacterized. Bases 129 to 542 code for a protein of 137 amino acids. The record is from RefSeq and is a predicted model, not a curated record. NCBI's taxonomy places the organism in Eukaryota, Metazoa, Arthropoda, Insecta, Diptera, Drosophilidae. The transcript is spliced from 3 exons.